Molecule: messenger RNA, 2693 nt
Organism: Salvelinus sp. IW2-2015
Lineage: Eukaryota; Metazoa; Chordata; Actinopteri; Salmoniformes; Salmonidae
Gene: nfic
Product: nuclear factor I/C
Biological process (GO): regulation of transcription by RNA polymerase II
Cellular component (GO): nucleus
Molecular function (GO): DNA-binding transcription factor activity, RNA polymerase II-specific; RNA polymerase II cis-regulatory region sequence-specific DNA binding
Source: RefSeq, a predicted model, not a curated record
CGACGAGAUGACCAGGCGCUGAACCGCGGUGCUGCAUAAACUCUAACUUUUCYGGGGGGGUUGGCAGUUUCGCUUUGAAAUGGAUGAGUUUCAUCCGUUCAUCGAGGCCCUACUGCCGCAUGUGCGUGCCUUUGCCUACACCUGGUUCAACCUGCAGGCGCGCAAACGCAAGUACUUCAAGAAGCACGAGAAGAGGAUGACCAAGGAGGAAGAGCGGGCAGUGAAGGACGAGCUGCUGGGAGAGAAACCCGAGGUCAAGCAGAAGUGGGCAUCGCGGCUGCUGGCCAAACUCCGCAAGGACAUCCGGCCCGAGUGCCGCGAGGACUUUGUGCUGUCCAUCACAGGGAAGAAGCCCCCCUGCUGCGUCCUCUCCAACCCUGACCAGAAGGGCAAGAUGAGGAGGAUCGACUGCCUGCGUCAGGCCGACAAGGUGUGGAGGCUGGACCUGGUCAUGGUCAUCCUGUUCAAGGGCAUCCCGCUGGAGAGCACGGACGGAGAGCGCCUGGUCAAGGCUGGGCCAUGCAACAACCCCAUCCUCUGUGUCCAGCCACACCACAUCAGCGUCUCGGUCAAGGAGUUGGACCUCUACCUGGCCUACUUCGUACAGGAGAGAGAGUCAGAGCAGAGCAGUAGCCCACGCACAGGUAUUGGGUCAGAUCAGGAGGAUAGCCGAGCUGCCACCAUGGAUGCUCCUGAGUUUCAGGAAAGCUUUGUGACGUCAGGAGUUUUUAAUGUAACAGAGCUGGUGCAAGUGUCCAGAACUCCGGUGGUGACGGGGGCAGGCCCUAACUUUUCUCUGGGAGAGCUGCAGGGGCACCUGGCCUAUGACCUUAACCCCUCAGGGGUGGGCAUGAGGAGAACCCUGCCCAGCACCUCCUCCAGCGGGAGUAAGAGGCACAAGUCAGGCUCCAUGGAGGAUGAUGUGGACACCAGUCCUGGGGGGGAGUACUACACCUCUCCCAACUCCCCGGCUAGCAGCUCCCGCAACUGGCAAGAGGAUCUGGAAGGAGGCAUGUCCCCUGGAGUAAAGAAGACAGAGAUGGACAGCCCGUCUCCUCAGGAGAGCUCCCCACGUCUCGGCUUCACACAGCACCACCGGCCCGUCAUCGCAGUGCACAGUGGGAUUUCUCGGAGUCCGCACCCCUCCUCGUCUUUGCACUUCCCCACCACCUCCAUCCUGCCCCAGUCCACCUCCUACUUCCCCCACACCGCCAUCCGCUACCCGCCACACCUCAGCUCCCAAGACCCGCUGAAGGACCUGGUCUCCCUGGCCUGUGACCCGUCCAACCAGCAGCCCAGCCCAGUGAGUCCAGCCCAUCUAACAACUCUAACUAAGGCCCAGAGUUUGUCCUGGUCAGGUUAUGUGCUGAACGGCAGUGGUCAAGUGAAGGUGCCCAGUCACUACAUCUCCUCCCAGAUGCUGGCGCCCCCUCCGCCCCCCGGAAUGCCCCGUCUGACGCUGCCCUCCGACUCCAAGUCCAGCACCACCACCUCGGACGGGGGAGCCAACUCCCCCACGUCACCCAGUAAGUGGGCCGCUGCAUACUCAGCUCCUGGGACGCCCCCUGCCAACCGCUCCUUUGUAGGGAUCGGACCUCGAGACCCUGGCGCACUCUACCAGGCACAGUCCUGGUACCUGGGGAACUAAACAACACAAGGAUAAGCGAAAGGGGCAGGGACACAUGGAUUUGUGAUUCAACACUUUUUGUGGAAUUUAGAAAAUUGCAAAUGAGAUGCAAGAGGGAAAGUGUAUAUAUAUAUAAAUAUAUAUGUGCAUAUAUAUUUAUGUAUAUCAACAUAAAAGAUGCUUCAACACACCUUUUUGGAAUGCAAGACAGAGGCCGAGAGAGCAACGCCAAGGAAAGAAAGAGAAAAAGUUUGUGCAGCCAAAAUGAACGGUGGGGCAGAGACAUGACCCCAUGAACCUCCCCCCUGCCUCCAGGAUAGUGCCCCUCUUCAACACCCCCUCUGCUACAGGUGCUGCUUCCUCAUAUAUGCAAAAUAAGUAUCCUUUAUUUUCUCAAUCAACAAGAAAGAGAAGAAUCCAGAUCCAGUCAUUAUACUUUUCCACACUUCUUCGGAGACGGUAAAAAACAACUCUUUGAAAGUAGUUAGGGGAGGCUGGUCACGCAUGGUCAAUAACCUCCCUUCACCCACGAAAAGUCUACUUUUCAUCCAGUUUUAUUGACAAUCCUGUAUCUGUGUCAGUUACUUUGUUUAAAGAGUGGGGUAUUUUUAAGAUUUCAUUUAACACAGCCCAUUUGUCAUGUUUAAAAGUGUCUUCUAUAAGGCACAGUGAUAUGCACACACAAUCAAAAGGAUCAGUCUUUAGAGCAGUAGAGAGCAUUGUAAAAAGACAGGUACUGUAACAGGUGUGUUAGUUUUCACAAUAACUUAAGAUGCACUUUUGUGCCUGUCAACUGUUGUCUGUUUGUUUAGACAUUUGUUUGUGUUUGCAUACGAUUCAAACAUAAUGAAACCUCCUCUUCCUAUCCUUGCCCCACUCUUUAGUUACUAUUGCAUAACGUUUGUAUUAAUGUAGAUAACAGGAGUUUAUUCUGCAUAGUGACAAAGGGAGUACAAAAAUAGUAAUGUCACUAUUGAGACAGUAUUGGGUGUAGAGGGGAGAGUUUUUCUUUUUUGUGUAUUUAGUUUAAAUUGCAUUGGACAUUACAGGCAUUGCACUACUAAAA